AUGGAAGCCGAAGCCGCGGCGACUCGAUCAAAACAACUCGCUGACCGACUCAAUGCCGAGUUAAAGGUCCAACAAGACGAAAAUCAAAAACUUGUGGAGCAAAGGAAAGCGCAGGAAUUGAUGAACAGCGAGCUGUCCGACCGACUGAAUACCUUACAAGAAAAACACGACAGAGCAGAAAACCAAAGAAAUCGGAUGCAGGAAGAUAUGGAAAAGUUCGAGGAGAAAUAUCUCGCGGAAUUACGACAGAAGGAUGAUUUGGCCAAAGGUAUCCUGCAAAUUCAAUUCACCACAGUCAAA
Molecule: messenger RNA, 300 nt
Organism: Cooperia oncophora
Lineage: Eukaryota; Metazoa; Nematoda; Chromadorea; Rhabditida; Trichostrongylidae
Source: the annotation of a GenBank genome assembly